CAUAUAUUAUUCUAACCUAUUGUUGUAAGAUCGUUGACCCGGAUAACUAACGUCAACAAAGGGCGCCCUAUGGGUGGUAGAAAUUCUUUCAAUUAGCUUUCGUUCGUCCGCGUUGCCGCACUUUUACACGAGAGCACGAUGAAGAUUGUUACGUGCGUCGCUCCGGUGAACAUUGCCGUUAUAAAAUAUUGGGGCAAAAGCAACGACGAACUCAUAAUCCCGCUCAACGAUUCCAUUAGCGCCAGCUUGUCGACGGACGUCGUGAGAGCAGAUCCGACGGUUCAAGGUUCGUUUCUAUUGUCGUUAUUUUUAGAUGUGCGCCAAAACGACGAUAAUGGCGAGCCCGUUGUUGAACGAGAGCGCGUUUUGGCUCAACGGGGCGAAACAGGACAUGAACUCGCCACGGCUCGCGCGGUGCUUAAAAAAAGAGAACGCGCCGACCCGUCUUUGCCCGAGGCCUCCUGGAAUGUGGUCAUUUGUUCGGAAAACAAUUUCCCGACCGCCGCGGGCCUCGCGUCCUCUGCCGCGGGUUUUGCUUGUCUCGUCUAUGCUUUGGCAGUCCUUUACGGCGUCGAGGGCGAAAUUUCGGACGUCGCGAGGCAGGGAUCCGGUAGCGCUUGCAGGAGCAUGUACGGCGGAUGGGUGCGCUGGCAUUGCCAGGGCGAUUCGAUCGCCAGACAGUUAAAGGGGCCCGCGCACUGGCCCGAGAUGCGAGUUUUGAUCCUGGUCGUGAACGACGCCACCAAAAAACACAGCUCCACGUUGGGGAUGAAGAGGAGCGUGGACACGUCCAGCCUCAUCGGGUACAGGGCGGAAAAGGUCGUCCCGGACCGUAUUAGGGACAUGGAGGGGGCGAUUUUCGCCAAGGACUUCGAGACGUUCGCCGAACUGACGAUGAGGGAUUCGAACCAGUUCCACGCGAUCUGCUUGGACACGUACCCCCCCUGCGUGUACAUGAACGACACUUCCCACGCUAUAGUCGACCUGGUGCACCGUUACAACGAGUUUAGAGGCAGGAACGCGGCCUGCUACACGUUCGACGCGGGCCCCAACGCCUGCGUGUUCCUGCUCGAGCAGGAAGUCUCUAGUUUCGCCGGCGCAGUCGACUACGCGUUCCCGAGAGUCGGCGACGGUGCCGACUACUACAAAGGGCUCGGAUUCGAGCGAGUGCCAAUCGAAGGGGGCCUCGCAGAAACGUUGACGCCCGCGGAGCAAGGAAAAUUAAAGUACAUGAUACACACCGAGGUCGGGGAGGGCCCGAGGGUGCUGGAAAAUUCCGACGAUCAUCUGCUGACGGUCGACGGCCUACCGAAGGCUCUGGGACUGGUGCCCGCUUGAGCGGUUUUAUACGUUUUUUCAAUAAAUUUAUGGAAGGGGCUGCGAUUUUAUUAACUCAGACCCGUUCAGACUACUCCUUGC
Cylas formicarius (sweet potato weevil) is the source of this 1419-nucleotide messenger RNA. It is a transcript of the gene Mvd, whose product is annotated as diphosphomevalonate decarboxylase. Gene Ontology annotation, biological process: isoprenoid biosynthetic process; isopentenyl diphosphate biosynthetic process, mevalonate pathway. Gene Ontology annotation, molecular function: ATP binding; diphosphomevalonate decarboxylase activity. Bases 139 to 1338 code for a protein of 399 amino acids. Gene Ontology annotation, cellular component: cytosol. NCBI's taxonomy places the organism in Eukaryota, Metazoa, Arthropoda, Insecta, Coleoptera, Brentidae. The transcript is spliced from 3 exons. The record is from RefSeq and is a predicted model, not a curated record.